Cladocopium goreaui is the source of this 1251-nucleotide messenger RNA. NCBI's taxonomy places the organism in Eukaryota, Dinophyceae, Suessiales, Symbiodiniaceae. The record is from the annotation of a GenBank genome assembly.
AUGGCAUUCUCUCGGUCGUUACUUCGGUCCGGGAGGCGUGCUGACAAGGCCUUUCUGAGGCCGCGAAGCACGGUGGGACAGACAGCUCUGGACCGUCCUUCAAAAAGCAGUGUCUCCUUUAUCUCUCGCAAUCUCGCAGUGAUCUCAGAGUCGCGGCUUGAUGAAUUUAUGCGAGCAGAGCUUAGCAUCUUUGCAAAGCAGCGGCCACCACAGCCAUUGUCGUUCUUGGAUGUGAUCAAAGCAUCAUCAUGUCUGGAGGGAUUGGCGCAGCUCGUUCAUCAGGAGCUACCUGUGCGCUUUGCUCGGCGUCUCAAGCACAUAGAGCGGGUGGACAAGUGGGAACAGAUUCCAGAGCUGGUUGAUCUCCAUGCCAUGCACAUCCAUUCCUUCAGGGAACUGCGAUUGUCUGAUCCGUCGAAACCUGCAGAAUACGCGGAGGCUAUCCUGCAGAUCCGGCAGCGCCACAAGCGCCUCCCACGGCUUUUUGCUGAGGCCGUGAAGCGAAUCGCAUCUAUCAAUGAAGCACCCAGCGAAACGGAGGAUGAGCAAAGCACCCACCUGGAGCUCUGGGCAGAGACAUUUCUGCGUUCUCGCGUAGCCAGCGAACUGCUAAUGUCCCACUUUGAGGCCUGUGUGAAGACAGCUGGAUUCGAUGAGGAAACCAAGGUCGGCAUCAUAGACAUGAAGUGCGAUCCAUGGCAAAUCUGUGAAUCGGCUGUUGUUGCCACUCAGGAUGGACCAUAUCCAUGUCAUAUUGAGACGGAAAGCCCGCCUGAGAAGAUCGAGUUCUGUCAUGUACCUAGAUAUCUGUACUACAUUAUGGAGGAAAUUCUUUCAAACAGUGCGCGAGCAGCGGCUGAAAAGGCCCAGAAGGAUGGAGCAGAGCCGACCCCCAUUCGCGUCUCCUUGUGCGCGGACGACAGCCAGGUGGUUAUCCGCGUCAGUGACCGCGCCGGUGGGAUGCAUUCCAAAUGCGCAAGUGAGGUGUGGUCAUACUUAUUCACUACCUCACCAGUGCAUGCUGCCUCAGCACAGCGUGUAGAGCCGCAUCGACCUUGGGGUGUUGACGGGCAUGGCGAGAGCCCAAUGGCCGGGCGUGGCAUAGGCCUGCCACUUUGCCGUCUCUAUGCCAUGUAUUUGGGUGCAUCCCUGCACCUAAUGAACAUGCCUGGUCUAGGCGUGGAUGCUUACCUGUUCUUGAACCGGAUAGAUCCAGCAGAUGCAUUGCAGGCCUCCAUCUCUGCGCCUUGA